AUGUCCACAAGGCAGGAGAAUGACUUGCAGAGUUCAAGGUUCGUCAAAGAGGGCAACGCAGAUAUUGAGCUGCAGAGGCAGCGUGAGCGUCAAGAGAGCGCUAAAUUGGACACUGAUUUUAGGACCAAAGAGCGCUUAACUCUACAGGACCAGCUGAGGCUCAACGCUAUUACAAAGCAAGAAGAGUUCAGCUCGCUAGUGAAAGACCGCAAUAGCUUUAAUCGACUUAGCAAACAGGACGUAGAGUUUUACGAGAGUCUGCAGAGGAGGGCGCAACUUGAAAAUCAGAGCCUUGAAGAAUUUCUGGAGAAGAACACCCGAGAAUAUGACAAGAAAAAGGCGCAAGUGCUUGCUCACGAGAGCGGACGCCCAGAAAGCGUACCGACCAGAGUGCAAGUUCCUGCGAAGAUUACCAAAAAGCGCAGCAUGCCGUCCAAAAACGGCAUCAAGGGCGUGAUAAAGAAAAAAAAAUCCAAGAGCAACCAUGAAGUACCCGAGAACCGCGACCAUUCCAAGGUAGAAACCUCGAAGGGCUCCAAUUAA
Messenger RNA from Lachancea thermotolerans CBS 6340, 543 nucleotides. RefSeq names its product Fyv6p (gene FYV6). Bases 1 to 543 code for a protein of 180 amino acids. The record is from RefSeq and is a predicted model, not a curated record. The transcript has a single exon. NCBI's taxonomy places the organism in Eukaryota, Fungi, Ascomycota, Saccharomycetes, Saccharomycetales, Saccharomycetaceae.